GCAGUUCAAGAGAAAUCUCUAUUUAAUCGUCAGUGUCUAAUAUCGAAGAUAACAGCGAUAUAUGCUUCUGUCUGACAUGGGAGAGCAACAAAACAGAACCAAGCUGUCUUCAUUCUGCGUGGGUUGUGGGCUUGAGAUCCUGGACCGCUUCAUUUUGCGCGUUUCCCCUGAUCUGGAGUGGCACGCGCGGUGUCUGAAGUGCGCGGAGUGCCAUCAGUUUCUGGACGAGUCCUGCACCUGCUUCAUCAGAGACGGCAAAACCUUCUGCAGAGAACACUACAGCAGAUUAUCCACCAGCAAGUGUGCAAAAUGCGACAAAGCCUUCAUAAGCAAAGAGUUUGUGAUGCGUUCUCAAGUGAAUAUUUAUCACAUCCAGUGUUUUCGAUGCGAGGGAUGCAAUCGUCCAUUACUUCCUGGAGAUGAGUAUGUUCUGCAGGACGGUCAACUGCUUUGCACCGAUCAUCAUAACAAACUAAUGAGUGCUUUUAUAAACCAACAGAAGGAGGCUGGCGAUCCAUUCGAGGAGAUCAAAUCCACACUGUCCUGGUCCUCAAUGCAGAGGUGUUCAGAGAGGGCGACCCGCGUCAGGACGGUUCUCAGUGAGACUCAGCUCUGCAUGCUUCAGACCUGUUACACUGCAAAUCCCAGACCUGAUGCUCUCAUGAAAGAGCAGCUGGUUGAAAUGACUGGUCUCAGUCCUCGGGUCAUUCGUGUCUGGUUCCAGAACAAGAGAUGCAAAGAUAAGAAGAGAAGUCUGACCAUGAGACACACACAGAAGCAGCUUGAGGGGCAUCUGGUUUCAGAGGAGCCGCUACUGCUGGUCAGUACAGAGAGUCAGGACAGUGAUGUGAUGAUCAGCCCACCAUGGAAACUACUGACCGACUUCAUUCUGGAAAACGAAGCUGAGCACAGAUCAUUCCCACAAAUGCUGUCUUUACCAACAGAAGGCCCGUGUUCUGCUGGAAGUGAAGUUGCGUCAGUAUCAGACACCGCCAACAGCCUGACAGCAAGUCCAACGGACAUCAGAGAGUGAACAGAGAUACACCAGCAAUUCAAUGUAUACUUGCUCAAUUGAAGUAUUAUUUAAGGUGGCUGUGAGAGCUUAACGUGCUGCAAUAAAAAAAAAAAUACAAUUACAAAAAACAGCAGCAAAUUAAGAAAAGAUCUUCAUCCGUGUGACACAUUAAAAAAUGUUUAAAAAACACAACAGAAAUGUUUUGUGGGACCCAAAAACGUGACGAACGCUGCUGUGCCAUGACUAUUGCUCAGUGAAGUUGUAGGUGAUCUUUGAAAGGUGAGUUUUUGUUUGUUUAUUUAAACGUCCAGAUUCCCUUUGUUCAUUUUAUUAGCCCAAAUAACCAUAACCUAAAUGGUCUGUCACAUUUUAGGAUCCUUUUAAAACAUUUCCAUUGUGUUCCGAGCUAUUUUGCAAGUAUUUUAUGACAAUGUAGUACAUUUUAUUAAUUUGUUUGCAUUGUAAGAAAAUGCAGUGCAUUUUUUUAAAAAUGUGUAUGCGCUGUAAGGAAUUGCAGAAUGUGUGCUGUUAAACGGAUGUACCCCUUUUCUUAAUUUGCUGGUGUUUUUUGUAAUUGCAUGUGUUUUCUUAAAUUGCUGCACCUUCAGCUCUCUUAACCACUAUAAUUAAUUUUUCUGAUUUAAAUCUUGUAAACACAGUGUAUAUUAUUAAAACAAUAGUAAUUUAUUAUAUUUAAAGCACAAGGAUUAUCCUGUGUGGGUAAAAUGUGACAGCGUGUUAGUGCUCUUAUUAUUUUGCAAUGUAUUUGCUUAUUAAAAUGAACUGUUGUUGUAUUUUUUUUUUAAUUUGCAUUCAAUUCAGUUUGUUAACCAAUGUGCCUAUAUGGUUGCGCCAAAAGUACUGGUAGAAAUGAAACAAAAAUUAUUAAAAUUAAUGUCUUGUAUUGCACAGAUCGUCUAGAAAGUUUGAUAGAUAUUGUAUUUCAUUAUUGGUAUAUAAAUUAUAUUAUCACAAAGUU
Messenger RNA from Danio rerio (zebrafish), 1994 nucleotides. It is a transcript of the gene isl1b, whose product is annotated as ISL LIM homeobox 1b. Gene Ontology annotation, molecular function: DNA binding; DNA-binding transcription factor activity, RNA polymerase II-specific. The record is from RefSeq and is marked provisional. Lineage: Eukaryota; Metazoa; Chordata; Actinopteri; Cypriniformes; Danionidae. Gene Ontology annotation, cellular component: nucleus. Gene Ontology annotation, biological process: positive regulation of transcription by RNA polymerase II; regulation of DNA-templated transcription; exocrine pancreas development.